AUGUCCUUCCUGGUUACAUCCGUCGUCACCCUUCUCGCCGUCGUCGCUACGUUGCUCGUAGCGCCAAAAGUGGCGGGAUAUGCUCUGAGUUAUGUGCUCCGUGCCGUCGGGUGGUCCAUCAAGAACAAAACGAAAGCGAGGAGAGAGCAGAUCCUUUCCCGCGCGUGCAUCGAGGAGGAGGAAUUGCGAUCCAAACAGGCCAAGUCAUCGUCCGGAGCGACGACGGAGGAUGAAGAUUGGGAGAAGGUCGACAACUCUGUGCCAGGAAUCGCGGGCAAUGGGGAGCCUUUGGGAGAUGACUGGGAGGGAAUCAUUGGCUUCUUCCACCCAUUUUGCAACGCCGGAGGCGGCGGAGAACGUGUGCUUUGGGCUGCCGUAAAGGCAACACAGAUGCGCUGGCCAAAGGCUAUCUGUGCAAUCUACACGGGCGAUCAGGAGGUCACCAAGGCUGCGAUGCUCGAGAGAGUCGAGACUCGAUUCAACAUCCGACUUCACGCUCCAAAGGUGGUCUUACUCUACCUGUCUACGCGGAAAUACGUCCUAAGCAGCAUGUACCCGUAUAUGACGCUCCUAGGCCAGUCGUUAGGCUCUCUUAUCGUUGCGUAUGACGCGUUCAAUCUUCUCGCUCCUGAUAUAUACAUCGAUACCAUGGGCUAUGCUUUUACCAUCGCAUUGUCGAAAUACCUGUUUCCAUCGGUUCCUACGGGAGCCUAUGUACAUUACCCGACCAUCUCGACGGACAUGUUAGUCUCUCUUGAUGACGAUACUGGCCUCAAGGGAUUAAAUGCUGGCGCGGGCAAGGGAUGGAAAGGCGCCGCGAAAAAGAGAUACUGGCAAUGGUUUGCCCGGCUGUACGGCUGGGUCGGGGGCAAGACCGAUGUGGUCAUGUGCAAUUCGUCCUGGACGUCGGCACACAUCAAAUCGCUCUGGGGCCCGGCGCGACAAAAGGCCGAAUACAAAGAGCCCACCGUCGUCUUCCCGCCGACGGCAGUGUCGGAGCUCGAAUCGUCUAUUGAAGUGUCUAGCGCCAGCGAGCGGAAUCGGGAGCCCAGCAUUCUCUACAUCGCACAGUUCCGACCAGAGAAGAAUCACGCCCUGAUUCUUCGCGCGUUCGCGCGCUUUCUCAGCAACAGAAGCAAAAACCCGGCGUCCGCAUCGCGGCCUACGCCCAAACUCAUCCUUAUCGGGUCGGUGCGGCAUUCCAGUCCGGACGAGACGCACAUUUACAAUCUCCGCCUGCUGGCCCACGAACUGCGCAUCCGAGACCACACCACCUUCCUCUGCGACGCCAGCUGGCCGACGAUCUUAUCACACCUGCGCACCGCAUCGAUCGGGACGAACGCGAUGUGGAACGAGCACUUCGGCAUCUGCGUGGUAGAGUACCAAGCAGCGGGGCUGAUCAGCGUCGUGCACGACUCGGGCGGACCACGCGAGGACAUCGUCGUGGACAUAGACGACGACAGCGGCAGCGGCGCCACAGGGUUCCGCGCGACGACGGAGGAAGAAUUCGCCGCAGCGUUCGAAGCGGCGCUGGCGCUGCCCGAGGAGGAGAAAGUCGCGAUGCGGCUUCGCGCGAGGAAAUCCGCCCUCCGGUUCACCGAGGAGGAGUUUGCGCGCAAAUGGAUCGUUGAGGUCGAGAAGCUUGUCGCGAUGCGGCGGCGGCGGCGGCGGCGGCGGUAG
Molecule: messenger RNA, 1680 nt
Organism: Rasamsonia emersonii CBS 393.64
Lineage: Eukaryota; Fungi; Ascomycota; Eurotiomycetes; Eurotiales; Trichocomaceae
Product: Alpha-1,2-mannosyltransferase (Alg11)
Exons: 4
Coding region: 1-1680 (559 amino acids)
Biological process (GO): protein N-linked glycosylation
Cellular component (GO): endoplasmic reticulum membrane
Molecular function (GO): GDP-Man:Man(3)GlcNAc(2)-PP-Dol alpha-1,2-mannosyltransferase activity
Source: RefSeq, a predicted model, not a curated record